Molecule: messenger RNA, 3567 nt
Organism: Nilaparvata lugens (brown planthopper)
Lineage: Eukaryota; Metazoa; Arthropoda; Insecta; Hemiptera; Delphacidae
Product: AP-1 complex subunit mu-1-like
Exons: 1
Coding region: 400-1671 (423 amino acids)
Biological process (GO): vesicle-mediated transport; intracellular protein transport
Cellular component (GO): clathrin adaptor complex; clathrin-coated vesicle
Molecular function (GO): clathrin-cargo adaptor activity
Source: RefSeq, a predicted model, not a curated record
ACUGUUGUUCAAAUUUGAAGGUUAUGUUUCUGACGUCGUAUUGCUCUGAUUUGAUUACAGAUGGACAAUAGUGGGGUCAAUUUAAUAGAAUUUUCAAGUGCUUGAACAUUAUUCUAUGCUCAAUAUAUUCUGAAGUGUUCAAUUAAAUUUAAUCUAGUUAAAAUUAACAGUUUUGUGUCUAAAUUACAACGAAUUACGACUAUGCAAGGGCAGCACUGGACUAACCUCAUUUCAACAUUUCCAACUUGAAUUUAAUUGUUGUUCAAGUACUGUGGACUUUAUUGUGAACAUUAAUGCUUUAAAUAUCAUUAAAACGUGUAUAUUUGGUGUGAAAAAGAACGGUAAUGUAUCAUAGUUUUGUUUCAUUUUAGAACAGUUGAAAAACAAUCAAAACAAAUCAUGUCUAUGAGUGCUAUUUACAUUUUGGAUGUCAAAGGAAAGGUCCUGAUAUCUCGAAACUACCGCGGUGAUGUAGACUUCAAUGUAAUUGACAAUUUCAUGCCUUUAUUGAUUGAAAAAGAAGAGGAAGGCUACUGUACCCCCGUGAUCCACACCGAAUCAUGUACAUUCUCCUAUGUAAAACACAACAACCUCUACAUUGUGUCCACCACUAGAAAAAACUGUAACAUCGCCCUAGUAUUCGUGUUCAUCUACAGAAUGAUCAAAGUUAUGGAGACCUAUUUUAAGGAGAUGGAAGAGGAAAGUAUUAAGGACAAUUUCAUUGUGAUUUAUGAACUUAUGGACGAGUUGGUCGACUUUGGAUACCCACAAACAACCGAGGGUAAGAUACUGCAAGAGUUUAUCACACAGGAAAGUCACGCCCUAGAAUCUCAACAACCUAGAAUUCCAGUCGCGGUCACAAACGUGGUUUCCUGGCGGUCUGAAGGCAUCAAAUACAAACGAAACGAAGUCUAUUUAGACGUGGAGGAGUGUGUAAAUCUGUUGACAAACACUAAAGGGUCAGUUCUACAAAAUGAGGUAAUUGGUUCUAUGCGUAUGAAAUCCUACCUCUCAGGUAUGCCUGAUUUGCGUCUAGGUUUAAACGACAAGGUUGUCUUUGAAUCCUCAAGAAAAACUAAAUCCAAACUUGUAGAGUUAGAGGACGUUAAGUUCCACCAGUGUGUUCGUUUGUCGAAGUUUGAAAAUAAGCGACAAAUCUCUUUCAUACCACCUGAUGGGGAGUUUGAGCUGUUGUCAUAUCGCAUCAGCACACAUUUCAAGCCUCUAAUCUGUGUAGAACCUAUCAUAAACGUCCACCCAUCCUCUCGAAUCGAGUAUAUCAUCAAAAUCAAAACUCAGUUCAAACGGAGGUCGGUAGCGAAAAGUGUAGAAGUUUCGAUCCCUGUUCCUGCCGAUGUUGACUCUCCGAAAUUUUCGACAGUUGUCGGCAACGUCAAGUAUUGCCCUGAAGAUAACGCCCUAGUCUGGUUUAUCAAGUCCCUCCCAGGUGCUAAAGAGUACCUCAUGAUGGCCCAUUUCAACCUGCCCAGUAUACGCGCUGAAGAAGCAGACAGUAAACCGCCAAUUCAGGUCAAGUUUCAGAUACCUUACUUCACGGUUUCAGGUAUUCAGGUGCAGUACCUGAAAAUUAUCGAGAAAUCAGGUUAUGAAGUACUGCCUUGUGUGCGGUAUACCACUAAAAAUGGAGAUUACCAAAUUAGAAUUAAAUGAGAAUUGAAUUUGAUCAGUAUCAUAUUUUCAUAAAGGUUGCUAAAGUUGUUUUAAUUGGUUAUUCAUUCAUUUAAAAUAUAUUAGAAUGAUAAUCUCUUUUUACCAUUAUUAUAUUUUCAUCAGGAUUGCUAUGAGUUGUUAUAAUUGAUAUUAGGCUACAUUAAUUUACAAUUUAAAAUAGAUGAAAAUUGUAGUUGUAUUCUAUCAUUAUAAUAUUUCAGUAAGUAACCUUUUCUAUCAAGUCCCAGUCUAAAAUAAAAUUAAGUUUAUUGUUUGUACAUUUGGUAAAUUAAAUACAAAUACCUAUUAUCACUUUGAAAUACUUAAAUUACGACUUAACAGUCCGAUGCUAAUAGCUUUUAAUCAUAGAAAUCAGACUGCUAUGUCGUAAUUCAAGUAUUUGAAAAUGAUCAUUAACAAGCAGUUCAUAAUGGAAAGAAACAUUGACAAAUAGGCCUAUUAUGUUUGAUGGAUAAUCAAUUUUUGUUAUCAAAUAGAACGACUAGCAAUCAAAUUUCUUCAAUUAAUGAAUUUAUUCACUUACCGUGACAACGAAAUCUUUUGGCAGGUCUGCCAUCUUUGCCGAAAGAUCUCAUUGUCACAAAAAUUAAUUAAUUUAUUUAUUGAAGAAAUUUGACUGCUGGUCGUUCUAUUUAAUAUAAAAAAAAAUUAUAUUAUCAAAGAUAUUUAGUGAGCAGAGUUCUUAAUAGAAAACAACAUUGAAGGGUAAUAAUUUCUUGUAGAAUUCCAAUCCAAGUUAUUUGUUUAUUGAUCAUAAAUCAAGCAUUGACCUUGGAUUAAUCAGAGUCAAUCAUAUUGUUCAUUAAUUAGUUCUUAAUUAAUGGGUUUAUGUUGUAUUUAUUUUAGCUAUUUUAGUUAUAAUAUGUUAAGCUCUAAUCCAAGAUAUCAAUUAAAAUUAGUUAAUCGAAAUAACUGAAUAGCUAUUCCAAUCUGAAUAGUUGUUUUGAAAUUAAAUUUUUUGACCCCAUCGAUCCCACAAUUGUGUGUGGGUAAUAGAUGAAGCGGAAGGUAUUAACUUGACAGUAGAAUUAUUUUGAUAACUAAUGUGUAAUUUGUUAAUUAUUACAGGUUAUAUUUAUCAAGUCAUUUUAAUUGUUGUGUUAUGGAAGCAAUUUUUGGAAAAAAUCCUGUUUGCUUCCAUGUAUUCAUAGACAAAUAAGUUUCUAUCUCAAAUGUUCCAUAGAUAAUCAUUUGAAGUUUUUUAUAUUACUUGAUUUGAAGAGGAAUUUCGUGAAAGUAUUCAUUAAAAUUGAUAAGAUCUAUAUUAUAUCCUGCAAAUUCAUUCCAUAUUGUAAUUCACCGCCUUCUAUUAUCUUAAAUAAUAUGUUUGAUAUUUCACUUUUCAUAACUUAUAUGCAAGCUCUCAUCAUAAAAUAUCAGCUAUAAUUCAUCAUCAAAUCUAUUUAAAAUUUGAGAACAUCUCCAAUAUUUUGAAACUCUUCCAUUAAUUAGAAUUAUUGUAUAAUUAACGAGUGAAAAAUCAAUGUAGGCCUAUUAAAUAAUAUGUAAGAUGAUUCAAUUCAGAUAUGUUUUGUAUAAAUCAGCCUAGUUGUAUUAUAUUUUGAUAAUGAGGGAAUAUGUGUAUACCUGAGUCCUUGCUUGAGAUCUGUUAAGAAAUUAAAAUAUACUUCCGAUGUCUUCACCACGGUCCUAGGAUUACAUAUUGUAAAUAAAGUAUUUGACAACAUUGCCAUAAUAUUAAUAUUGACUACAUGGUAAUGCAUCUGUGAUACAUAUCAAUGAGGAAAAAGGCAAAUCAAAUAUUUUUAUUAAAAAACUUUGGUGCUCAAUUUGAGUAUUCAAAUUAUACUUCAUGUUGAAGAACUGUUUCUUGGAAUUUUCUUGAUUUUUAACAAUGAAUAAUAUUCAACCAUA